Messenger RNA from Purpureocillium takamizusanense, 2440 nucleotides. RefSeq names its product Ceramide glucosyltransferase (gene HSX11). Lineage: Eukaryota; Fungi; Ascomycota; Sordariomycetes; Hypocreales; Ophiocordycipitaceae. The transcript has a single exon. Gene Ontology annotation, molecular function: ceramide glucosyltransferase activity. Gene Ontology annotation, cellular component: membrane. Bases 1177 to 2364 code for a protein of 395 amino acids. Gene Ontology annotation, biological process: glucosylceramide biosynthetic process. The record is from RefSeq and is a predicted model, not a curated record.
UCGUGUACUUUACCUUCAGGGUCGCCACACUGGCUGCUGGAUUCCAUUCACACCAGGCACAAAACGUCAACGUCCCAAGGUUGAUGUGUGAUCCUCAUCAGCACUGCAGCACAAGCACCGCCACAGACUUCGUGGCUGCUGACAUGACGACCUCCACUGACCAGCGCAGGAGCCCGGGGGAAAACAAAAUUCAAUUCAAGCUUUCCGACCUGCAGUUCGUCUGUUGACGCGCGCGCUUGCCAAGCACUCCUCUAAAACCAUUGUCGCGACCGACGGCUCCUCGCCUCCACAUUGUCCACGGGCAGUCCACACGGCCUACGUCGUCCCCAUCGUCGAUUUUCCCGGCCUCAAGCUUUUGCGACACCGUGCUGCUUGCGGGACGGCUUCCCGACUCUCCCGGCCCGUGGGCCCACGAUACCGUCCCGACUUCUCGAGCCGCUGGGGCGCCCGCAGCCUCGCUCCAGCCUGGCGCACCGUGCCAUCCUCUGGCCCCUCAACGAGCGACUUGACCGUCUGACCGGGUCAGCCGGCGGCGGGGCCCGGAGGCGUUGUUAAUUUUCGCGACUUAUAUCUCCUCCCUCACGCCCUCUUUCGCCCGACUGCUGUGGCGUCGUCCCAUGCAUACCUGACCUUUGCUCGAGGGCACGCUCGACGUCCGCGCACUGAGCAGGCGAGGACACCGAUUUGGCCAUGUCGGGCAUCGUCAACAUCGUCGCCACCACUUGUCUGGUUUGGGUAGCCAUCGUAUUCCUGGUUCAGUUCAUCGGCCUUAGUGCCUGGUGAGAGCAACCCCCCGCGAGCGAGGCGUCUCCUGACCGUUGUGACGCUGACCGACAAUGCCGCAGCUUUCGAUAUGUGUCCCGUCGACCGCCACCCUCCAUAUCGUCAAAGCUCGGACACGAUGCCCCCUUCGUGACAAUCAUUCGCCCGGUCAAGGGCCUCGAACCCAAGCUCUACGACUGCAUCGCCUCUAGCUUUCGACAAGAUUAUCCCCGCGAUAAAAUCUCUGUCCGCCUCUGUGUCGACGACGAAUCCGAUCCCGCCUACCCUGUCCUUCAACAGGUGCUCGAUGACUUCCCCGCCUUCGACGCCAAAAUACUCGUCGAGAGCAGAGACCCCGCCCUUCAUGGGCCGAAUGCGCAUUCCAAGCUCGGUCCGAAUCCCAAGAUUCGUAACAUGAGCCGAGCGUAUCGGGAAGCCAAGGGCGAUAUCAUAUGGGUUAUGGACUGUAAUGUCUGGGUGGCCAGCGGGGCGCUGGGCCGCAUGGUGGACAAGUUGAUGGGCUUUGCAAGUGACAAGGCGCGCACGACGCCGUACAAGUUCGUCCACCAGAUGCCCCUUGUCGUCGACACCAUCGACUACACGGAGCCGACGUCCGCCUCGCGCCAGGCGCUGCUGUCAUCCACCUCCGAGAGGCCCUCCAGCCCAGAGUUGAUGGCCCGGUCGGCGGACGAUCUGCUCACGCGCAUCUCUCGCAACGGGGGCGGCAGGCUAGACGAGAUGUUCAUGGCCACAACCCACAUCAAGUUCUACGGGGCCAUCAACUCUGUCGGGAUCGCGCCAUGUAUUGUAGGAAAGAGCAACAUGUUCCGAAAGUCCCACCUCGACCAAGCGACCACCGAGUCGCAAAACCCCAUCCUAAAAAAGGGCGAGAACAAACCCACGGGCGUCGACCACUUCUCGUACAACAUAUGCGAAGACCAUCUGAUAGGCGACCUGCUUUGGCGCUCCAACAUCCCUGGACACUGGAACCACGGCCUCGUGUGGGGCGACCUGGCUCUUCAGCCGCAAGCGGGCAUGUCUAUUACGGGGUAUGUCGCCCGUCGCGUGCGCUGGCUACGUGCGCGCAAGUUCACCGUCCUUGCCGCGACGCUGGUGGAGCCUGGCGUCGAAUCCCUCGUUUGCUGCGCCUACUUGGCUUUUGCUCUCACCACGCUGCCUUGGGUCCACGAUAAGACCGGCAUCCCUCGCACCUGGGGCGCCAUGGCGUCGAUAUGGGUCGUGGCCGUUCUCGCCUGGAUGACUGUCGACUGGUUUGCGUUCCGUCUCAUCCACUCGGGGCAGACGGUCGCCGUCGACGAGGACACGCCGUACUGGGCCCGGGGAACUUCCCAUGGGGCGGGGGGGAUGCCCAGGCGUUCCUUCGGCGAAUGGGUCUUGGCUUGGAUCGGGAGAGAGUUCUUGGCGUUGCCGAUCUGGACGUGGGCGGUGGUUCUUGGCACCACGGUGAACUGGCGGGGAAAGACGUUUUAUGUCCGCUUCGACACGUCUGUUGUUGAUCUAACUAAUAAACAGCCGACGCGGGGGUCGCGAACCCCUGAACUGGAACGAGGUAGGCGGUCGAGCAAGGACAGAGUGGAUUGAGCAGGUUGCCAAUAGUGCACCAGCAUUCAAAUCAUUGGUUUAUAUAUAUCUCGGUCCCAGGGGCCAUAUUUUUACG